AAUAGGGCAGUUGUGUUGGUGAGGAGAGGUUACAGCUAGUUACGGGAAAUAUUCAGUGUGUGGAAAAAAAUAUAUAAUACAGGAAAAAUAGUUUUACUAAGAGGGCCGUGUUUAUAUGUGAGGAAUUUGGUGAAAGCGUUCAGGAAUCGCAAUAAGCUGCCUAAUUUACCGCGGAUCCAAGGCAUGGAUGAGGAGAGGUUGGUUGGAGGUCACCAGAGGGAAACUCUAGCAUGCUUUUAGACUUGACAUUUAUGGAUACAUCAGGAUGAAACGGCUCAGGUCUUCAAGCAGCAGUGACAGUUCUGACAAUGAGAGUCCUUCCACCUCCUUCUGCUCAUCCAACAAGUAUGGAAGUAAACCUGGAACCCCCGCCUCCAUGCCCAGGAAACCAGCAGAGGUGUUCAGGAAAGACCUGAUCAGUGCCAUGAAGCUGCCGGACUCUCACCAUGUCUCCCCUGAAGACUACUACCUGCUGGGGGACACCUGGAGACAGGAGUGGGAGAAGGGGGUGCAGGUGCCGGCCUUCCCCGAAACCAUCCCACAGCCCUCCAUCAGGAACAUAGCGGAGAAGCCUAAGGAGGUGUUGUUCACCCUCCAGAGGAGGUAUAUCCAGUGCUGGAGUCAGGACUCGACAGAGACGGGUUAUGUUAACAUCAAGGAGCUGGCUGAAGCCAUGUGUCCUUAUGAUCUGGAUGACAUGGACCUCUACUGGCUGCAGGCACUCAACGCUGAGCUAGGACACAUGGGGGAAGGGCCUGUAGACGAGUUGACGCUGGAGCGCACCAUGGAGGCGUUGGAGCGCCAGUGUCAUGACAACAUGAACCACGCCAUCGACACGGUAGAAGGGCUUGGCAUCGAGUACGACGAGGACGUCCUCUGUGACGUGUGCCGGUCCCCCGACAGCGAGGAGGGCAACGACAUGGUCUUUUGUGACAAAUGCAACAUCUGUGUUCACCAGGCGUGCUAUGGGAUAGUGAAGGUGCCAGAGGGUAACUGGCUGUGCAGGACAUGUGUUCUGGGAAUCGACCCCCAGUGUCAGCUGUGCCCCAUCAAGGGAGGGGCGAUGAAGGCUACGAGGGCGGGCACCAAGUGGGCACACGUCAGCUGUGCCCUGUGGAUCCCUGAGGUGAGCAUAGCGUGUCCAGAGAGGAUGGAGCCCAUCACCAAGGUGUCUCACAUCCCCCCCUCCCGCUGGUCUCUCAUAUGCAGCCUCUGUAAACUGAAGACUGGAGCCUGCAUACAGUGCUCCGUGAAGAACUGCACCAUCCCGUUCCAUGUGACGUGUGCCUUCGAGCACAGCCUGGAGAUGAAGACCAUCCUGGAUGAAGGAGACGAGGUGAAGUUCAAGUCCUACUGCCUGAAGCACAGCAAGCCCAAGAACCAGGCCUCCUCGGACCCACCGGCCCCCGGUCUCAGCCCCUCUCAGCCAGCCCACAGCCCGGCCCGGCCCAAACCCCCCAUAGACCCAGAGAGGGGGGGCCUGAGGGCCCAGAGGUUAUUAGAACUGGAGGAGGGGUUUUAUACUCUGAUCCACCCUGAGGAGCUGGCCCUGAACCUGGGCCUACCUCGCACCCUGCUGGACUUCAUCUACCAGUACUGGAAACUGAAGAGGAAGAGCAACUUCAACCGUGCUCUGCUGCCCCCUAGUGAGGAGGAGAACCUGCUGCUGUUGCCUCAUGAAGACAGCAUCCACACACGAAUGAGGAUGUUCAUGCACCUCCGACAGGACUUAGAGAGGGUGAGGAACCUGUGUUACAUGGUGAGUCGGAGGGAAAAGCUGAAACUAUCUCAGAGCAAAGCCCAGGAGCAGAUCUUCAACCUCCACGUCAAACUGCUCAACCAGGAGGUCUCCGCUGGUCUGCCUGUUUUGUUCCCGGUGGAGAGCAUGUUGUUCCGGCCUCCUCCCAGAAUCACCCUGAAGCUGAAGAUGCCCAAAGUGUCCCUGGGUAAUGGGAAGACCGGCUCCAAGUCAGGCAACGGCCCCCUCUGUCCGGAUAACAGCGGGAACGUUCACCAACGCAGUGGGGGAGGAGGGGGGCUGGGGAAGGGAGGGGGGCUGGGUAAGCCUCCGCUCCAGGGGCGAGGCAGGAGAGAGGAGCGCUCCAAUGGCAGUCUGUCUACCUCAGGUCAGUCACGUAGGGAGGUCAGUACCGCCACUGGACCAGCACUGACCAACAGUACGGCCAGAGGCUCAGCCCUGACCAUUAAACCGACUGGCAAGCCCCUGACUGGCAAGCCCCUGACUGGCAAGCCCCUGACUGGUAAACCCCUGACUGGUAAACCCCUGACUGGCAAGCCCCUGACUGGCAAGCCCCUGACUGGCAAGCCCCUGACUGGUAAACCAUUGGCGCUCCACACCGCCCUACAUGGCCACUCUUCCAAUGGAAAUGGCAAACUGGACCAAGAGCGGGCGGGGCCCGUCCCUAGAUCCAACGGCGUGAUGGGGAAGAUGGUGGGCGUGACCCAGAAGGACAGCUCCUGUCAGACCCCCAGCGAACAGGAAACCAGCGAGGGUUCAGGGGUUAAGGCCAGCCAAUCAGUCAGCUUCAGUGAUUCCACCAUGGAGCACUUCAGCCGGUCGUUCAAGGAGGCGACGGUCAGCUUGGUGCGGACCACGGAGGACCUGCGGGGGGACAAGCUGUCCCAGGGGGGUAAAGGCUCCAGAUCAGCCAAGGACCGGCCCUGGGCCAAACCAGCUCCUGGAGGCCCCCAGGGACCCGGUGGUACCAGAUCACCACCCUACCAGGAGACGGACGGAUACUGCCCGGACCUGGAACUCAGUGACUCAGAGCCAGAGGCUAAAGGUCAGAGGUCGAGGCAGGGUAGGGUGGCCCCGGGGGGUCAGGCAGGGGGAGACUACCACAAGGGGAAGCAGAACCUGGGGGGGUCCAGUAGGACCUCAGUACAGAGGUGACAGCCCUGACAUGACCUACGACCCUUCACCUCACGCCCCAGCUCUGUCAGAGCAGGCAGGCAGGCUGUGGGACAUUCAAGCUUUCAGAACCCAGAGCCCCUACACUGAGCCAGAGCACUGGCUGGGCCAUCUAUCUACAGUGCCUUGCAAAAGUAGUAACCUCCCUUAGCAUUUUUCCAAUUUUGUUGCCUUACAACCUGGAA
This is a messenger RNA of Coregonus clupeaformis (lake whitefish), 3117 nucleotides long. RefSeq names its product jade family PHD finger 3 (gene jade3). The record is from RefSeq and is a predicted model, not a curated record. Gene Ontology annotation, cellular component: histone acetyltransferase complex. The coding region runs from base 266 to 2914 and encodes 882 amino acids. Gene Ontology annotation, biological process: regulation of transcription by RNA polymerase II. The transcript has 12 exons. NCBI's taxonomy places the organism in Eukaryota, Metazoa, Chordata, Actinopteri, Salmoniformes, Salmonidae.